AUGAGUAAUAACAUCAAUGCAGCAGACAUAGUCAAAUUAUUUAGACAAGAAUUUAGUAAUUUCAAAGAAGAUAUAAACAAAAAUUUAAAUGAACGUUUGGAUAACAAUGAAAAAGAGUUUAAGAGAUUUAAAGAAGAUAUCAAUGAGAAUUUAAAUAUACGUCUGGAAAACAAUAAGAAAGGAAUAGUAGAAGAAAUAAAUAAUCAUUUGACUCAAGCAAAUGAGCGCAUAAAAGACUUAGAAGAAGAAGUUGCAAGCCUUAAAAACAAAUUAAAAGAAAAAGAAGCAGAACAGAAUGUUAUUACCGAAGGUACUGAAAGGAAAAUUAGAAAAAAUAACAUAAUAAUUGGAAACGUUAAAGAAACAGAAGGGGAGAAAUUGUUAGAUCUGGUUACUCAUUUCAUAAAAUCUAUCGUAAAAGUACCAUUUGUAAAAGAAAACAUAAACUUUGCAAGGAGAAUUGGAAGAAAAUCAAACAAUCCAGAAAAAGAAAGACCCAUAUUAUUGAGCUUGAUAUCGUUUAUAAAAAAAGAAGAAAUAUUGAAUAACAGUAAGAAUCUUGAAGGAAGCAAAUAUUACUUGAAAGGAGACUAUACAUCCCAGCAAAGAACUAUUCGCAGUAAUCUUGUAAAAACUAAGAAACAGCUAGAGGCAGAAGGGAAACAAGUAAGCAUCGUAAAAGGUAGUUUGAUUGUAAAUGGUAAAAGGAUCGAGACUAUUACAAAUCCUGCAAACGUUGAUAGCCAGAAAAGACUAAGAUCACCAGAAGACCCAGAAAAAAGUAAAAAGGGGAAGGUUAGAAAAAAUUCAACAAGAGGGAACGAAGGAGAAGCAACAAUAUAA
Condylostylus longicornis is the source of this 843-nucleotide messenger RNA. RefSeq names its product putative leucine-rich repeat-containing protein DDB_G0290503. The transcript has a single exon. The coding region runs from base 1 to 843 and encodes 280 amino acids. NCBI's taxonomy places the organism in Eukaryota, Metazoa, Arthropoda, Insecta, Diptera, Dolichopodidae. The record is from RefSeq and is a predicted model, not a curated record.